GGCGACGUUCAAAGCUCCGCCUCCAAAGAGUAGUGUACUAGUACUUUGACCCUGGUCUUCUGCUGACGGUGCACAAACUUCGUCCACUGGCAAGCCAGCAGACGCGCAGAAAAGUGGUGAUAAACCGUCUGUAGUCUGGUACCCGACUGAGCUCAGGAAUGGCGGGUUCCUGGAAAAACCAGCGGAUACAGGACCACUUUGUGGUGCUGUGCAACGAACUGGACGUGGACCGCAUCACCCCCGUCCUCCGGGCAGAGCACAUGCUGACUGCAGACGAGUUUGAGCAACUGACAAACCCCCAUUUCACCACCCAGACCCGCCGUCAGAAGCUCCUCCUCUUCAUCCCCCGCAAGGGCCGCGCCCACUUUGAGAAGCUUGGCGAGUGUCUGGUGUGGUCAGGUCAGAGUGAGCUGGCCAGGAAGAUUGGAGUCCCCGUGGAGGACAUUCGCCCCUCCCCUCACCCUCCUGUCCAGCAGUCAUCGACGUCACUGCAGGCAGCAGAGUUUGCGAGAAUGAUGCACAUGUUGUCAGAUGGAAUGGGGUCACUUGCGUUACCCUGUGAACGUGCCCCCGCCACCUUACCCUGUCCAUCCUACUGCCACCAGCCACCCUGUCCAUCAUUCCACCACUGCUGGUCACCCAGUCCCUACUGGAGUCCCUACUGCCACCACCAGCAGUCGCCCAGUCCCUCCUGCCACCGCUACCAGUCACCAUUACACAUCUUCUCCUCCACGACACCCUCCACUCGGCGCUCCUCAUGCUGCAGUCGGGCCUGAGCCAGCUACGUUACAGUCAUCCAGUCCAGGCUACUGAAUCUGGUGGUAGCAGCUCUUACCAUCCCCGACCAUCAGGCGGAGCAGUUUAUCCACCACCACCUGAUGGAUCAGACCCAGAGCCGAGUAGUCCCAAGAAAGUGCUCGUUCUUUACUGCAACGAUGAGGCGAUGGGAGGAGGAGGAGAUUUCUCCGACAGUGUCUGUGCAUUGGCCGACUUUCUCACUCGAGUCUGUGGCCAGAGAACUCGGGUGCACUGCGACCUCUACAUCACCCACCCACCCAGUAACUGGACCCGAUGGACAGAGAGAGAGAUCAGGGAGAGCGACGCUGUCCUCCUAGUCUGCUCCAAGACUCUCAAACACAUGUUGGACCACCGUAACCCCGAUCGACCGGUCCCCAUGAAGAAGGGUCACUUUGACGCCGAAACUGUCUACAAUCUGAUCCGCUCGCCAAAGUUCAUCCCGGUGUUUGUCAAACCACACGGGGCUGGAUGACCUCCCCGACCUCUAUUCCCAGCCCUACCGUGACUGGGUCCCUCGCAGCUCCUCGGAGUGACCCGCUACUGGCUGGACCUGCAGGGACUCCACAGUGACAUGAGAGAGCACCCUCGGAGGAGGAAUAUGGACACGAGCUCGCUCGCGUUCUGGGGAACCCGCAACCGGCGAGGAACGUGAAGCCAAUCUUUGUCCUACUUAGAUUUCUGCAGGGAGUUUCAGACACACCGAGGCCAACUCCGUUCCGUGAUCCCAUCAUUCCACCUCUAGGUAGAGUGGAUGUUGCUCCACAUGGCUAUCACUCACAUACAUAAUCAUUGAGUGUCACUAUUUUUCAGCAUCAUAAGAGGUUUACCCUUCACAUUAUGGUAGUGGUAGGGAGUUUCAGUUUGAGGCCAACUCACUAUAUAAGUUUCACAAGUAUGGCUAUGAAUUUCAUUACACUGCUAUUUGUGUUGUCUGGCAGAUACGACAUAUUGCGUACUCCCAGCAACACACCUAGCGAACAAAGCUCCGCCGCCAGCAGAGCUGACAUUCACGGAGCGUGAGUUGCUGACAAUAGCCAGCCACAUCCCGAGGGACUGGGAGACUCUGGGCAUCAAACUCGGCCUCCUGUUCCCCGCUCUCAGAACAUCCGAUACAAGCACUCGCUGGACGUCCAGGGAGCUGCAAUGGAGAUGUUGGAGGUGUGGCGGAGGGAGAAGGGGGAACAGGCAACCAGAACUGCCCUCAGAGAAUCUCUCGUGGCUGUAGGCUAUGGUCGAAUUGCCGAGAAAAUCUUUGGUAAAGACUAGCAUGUAAUAAACACUAUGUAGGUCCAUGUAUUGAAUUGUGUACAUAUUAAAGUAUACAGCUGUUGUAGUAAUCGCAAGCCAACUUUCUUCCGUACAGACGGCUCUGGAAUAAUAUAUACUUCACACAUUACUACAAAAUUACUCUUGAGAAAUACGGAGGAAAGAAAACAGAAACCCAAAACGUUUGUGUACAACUAGUUUGUGGGGAGCUAGUCGUCGCUGUCUUCGUCCUGUUGGCUCCCAUCCAGUAGCAUAUAGAGGAACAUCCUCUGAGUGAGGAUCUUGCCCACCAGAGAAGCAUACUCCACCACGAUCCUGUCCUUGAUGUGGCCGUAAUAGCUCCGGAACAGCAUGUACGGGAUCACCUGUUUCUCAAACAGUAUGAGCACGCCACCCAGGAAAGAAAGGACACGCUCGGUGUUGUACUGGUCGUCGUUCAAUCGCGAGUAUUUAGACACGUCGAGUCGCUGUCGUGCGGUUUCGAUCGGCGUGAAUCGAUACGUGUCGGGACAGAGGAGGUACGAGGGGCUGUACUUUCCCUUGUAGUUCAUCUUGGCGUUGUUGUGUAUGUAAUACCCCAUGCAGUAGUUCUGAAACUCGGGCUUGGUUCUGCUCAGUCUGCGAACGAGUUCGAUCUCCCGCAGUGCCGAGUACACUCCGAGAUCGAGCCAGGAGUACUCCGGGUCGUAGUAGACGUAGACUGACGAGAGGUGUGUCGGGAGGAUGUCCACCACUGCCACCAUUAUCAACUUCCCGUCGAGGUAGUAUUGGUAGUGGAAGGAGCCGUAUUUCGGAGUCCCAGCCUAUGGGACCGUCCAGGGAAAUGAGCGGAGUGUCGCAGAGGAACCGACGGAAGGAUCGCUCUGAUAUCUCCUCCUCCUUAUCCCCGUGGACGGCCAUCUGGUACUUCUUGUAGAGGAGGAAGCUCUCGAUGAACGAAGACAUGAGCUCCUGGGUCAGAGGGUAGCAGUCCACCACCUUCAGCUCCAGGUUAUGAGCCAACUUUUGGUCUGAUGGGAGUUGCAGGAGCUCCUCGACUGUGAUGUGUGGCUGACUGGGUUCAGCCUCAAUCUUUGGCUUAGGUUCCUCGGUAGUAGAAGUAGGCUGCUCUGACUGUGUAUCCAUUGGAUCUCCAUCUUCUUCCUUGUCUUCCUUUGCUUCGCCAUUCUUGUCUUCCACCGCUUCCUUAGCAGCAGCAGCAGCAGUGUCAUCAUCUUUAUCCCCAGUGUCCAUAGCCUUGCUGUCUUCACCAACUGAUGCUGUCUUCUCACUGAUGCUAUCGCCUAUGUUUACUCCAGGGUCUGGCUCUCUGGCCGCCAGCUUUUUGUUGCGUCUCUCCAGACGAAGCUCCUUUCCUUUCCUGCAGCGAGGCUUGUUGUGGUCAGCACCCACCCCCGGCCUAGGCACCUUCUUUUCCUUCUUCUUGGUCUCAACCUCAGACUCAUUCUUUUGUUCAUCUUUGACUGUGUCCAUCACUGUCUGUGGAUCAUCUGUUGAGUCCUUUACGUCUUUCUCAUUGCCUUUUGUCCCUUCAGCUGUCCCUUCAGUUUCAUUAGUUUCUUCCUUAUCUCCCCCACCUGCUCCAUUUGUCUUCCUCUCUUCCUCCACCGUGGGAGCCUUUUCCCCAUCUACUCCGUUUGUCUUCUCCUCUCCCUUCAUUGUGGGAGGAGAAUCCCUUUCCCUUUCCCCACCUGCUCCGUUUGUCUUCAUCUCUUCCAUCAUUGUGGGAGCCUCUUCCCCACCUACUUCGUUUGUGUUCCCCUCUUCCUUCAUCAUGGGAGAAUCCUUCUCCUCUUUCUCCGAGGCUUCCCGAGGCUUGGCUAUGCUGGCUCGCUGCGAUUCUUUCCCUUCGACCAGAAAUGCGCGCAUUCUCCUGGCGACUUUCCGCUGGGAACGCGUCGGCUUGAAUCGUAGCGCCUCGCAGCGGAUAGCGUAGGGCGGGCAGCACGUCCUGCUCAUUAUGGGCUUGUAGAGGUACUUGCCGCUCCUCCGCCAGCCUCGCUCGAUGAGGUCCUGGUAGUCCUGGCCGGCCAGACGGUGUCCCCACAUACCGUUCGUCACGAAACCGUCCGCCGACUUGCAGUAGCCGCACCUGUGGCCAGACACCUGUCGUUCGUAGAAGUAUUCGACGAUGCUGGCUUCGAUGUCAUCGGUGUUUCUAGCCUCUUUCUCCUCUGUCGCCAUCUUGCCCUUUUUGGACGG
Geodia barretti is the source of this 4266-nucleotide messenger RNA. The record is from the annotation of a GenBank genome assembly. NCBI's taxonomy places the organism in Eukaryota, Metazoa, Porifera, Demospongiae, Tetractinellida, Geodiidae.